CCCUGACAGGAGUCUCCCUCCCUCCCUACCUCCCGUGCCCCCUCUCUGUCUCUGGGUGUCUCCCCCUGCACUUCUCGCUCAGGUGCGACAUUCUUGCGGUGCCUCACUGCCGAGAAGAUGACGGACCCCGCGCCGCCCGACUCCACCGGCGUCCCGCACCCGGCUGUGGUUGUGGAGCCCGCGGCGGAGAACGGCCAGUGCGAGCAGGCGGACUUCCAGGAGCAGGAGCAGCAUCAGCAGGAGCAGCAGGAGCAGCAGGAGCAGCGGAGCGGCACAGAAAGUCCGGGAAAGGGUCUGAAGAUGGACCAGGAGAUGAAGAUCACAGAGAGCAUAGAUGACAAAGGUCUUCUGGAGAGCAGCGUGCGUCUGAAGCCUCACGAAGCACAGAGCUACCGUAAGAAAGCCCUGUGGGUGUCCUGGGUCUCCAUCGCGGUCACCAUCGUCCUCGCCAUCGCUGCUUUCACUGUUUCCAUCAUGCGUCACAGUGCUGCCGCUUUCGGAUUCGCUUUCGACGCAGCCCUGGACGUGUUGUCCUCCGUCAUCGUGUUGUGGCGAUACAGCAACGCAGCAGCUGUUCAUUCUGCUCACAGAGAAUACAUAGCCUGUGUCAUCCUGGGUGUGAUCUUCAUCCUGUCCUCCCUGUGCAUUCUGGGUAAGGCCAUCAAUGACCUGGCCACCAAGCUGUUGCCUGAAGUGGACGGCUUCCUGUUCAGCGUGUCCAUCGUCAGCGGCGUGGCGUGCAUCAUCCUGGCCGUGGUCAAGUUCAUGAUCGGGAGGGUGCUGACCAGCCGAGCCCUCAUCACCGACGGUUUCAACUCGCUGGUGGGAGGAGUCAUGGGCUUCUCCAUCCUCAUCAGCGCCGAGGUGUUCAAGCACGAGCCCCAGGUGUGGUACCUGGACGGGACCAUAGGGGUCCUCAUGGGCCUCAUCAUCCUCUUCUACGGAGUCAAGCUGCUGCUGGACAUGGUUCCACGGAUCCGACAAACCAGGAACUAUGAGCGUUUUGAGUGACGGAGAAGAGAUGAAGAAGAAGAAGAGGAGGGGUUCAGGGGGUGGGGUUGUCAAUUCCCUCCCCCCCCCCACGUCUCUCCACAGAGACCCGGGCCUGGAGGUGCCAGUGACCUGAGGUUCAGGCCGAUCAAACUCCUGUGGCACCUUUUUAAGUGUUUUACAAUUUGCUGUAAAUAUAAAUAAUUUGUCUUUGAACCGUGAGCAGCAGCCCCCCGCCCCCCCCCGCCCCCACCCCGUCAUCGCCUCGUCCAAACGCAGCCUUUUACUUUCCCCAUGGUUUCUAGAGGUGUGUGUGUGUGUGUGUGUGUGUGUGUGUGUGUGUGUGUGUGUGUGUGUGUGUGUGUGUGUGUGUGUGUGUGUGUGUGUGUGUGUGUGUGUGUGUGUGUGUGAGUGAAGUGUUAAUGGUGUUUUGAGGAUGUGUCAACACACAAGGCCUCACAAGGAACAAGCACACAAACUGUCAGUGAUGUGAUUCGCUGUCAACAGUAUUUAUCUGGAGUGACGUCAUAGUGACCUCAUCAUUAGCCUUAUGACAUCAUCAGUCGUGACACACGAGGGAAACAGACUCUGUUUACUUCAUGUUAGUGAAUGUAGUAUUUGUACUUUGGCAUCUUGUGCCACCUACUGGCGAGUAGAGGCAACUGCAUCUCUUGUAUAACUUCAUAUGGGAGAUGAAAUGGAAAAGUUUAUCAGAGAAAGGAACUUUGUGUUGUGAGUCAAGUUGAAGUUGUUGUUUCACAUUCUGAGGUCAGAGAGGAGCUGGAUGAUCUGAUGGUUUGUUUUCCUGUCUCCUUCAGAUCAGAUCCAGAGUCUGUUCUCAUGUCACAGCAGCUGAGCCAGUUUGUGACCAAUGGGUUUGUGGAUUUUAUUUUAAGACGUUAAAACAAAAGGAUCCAUGAAAGGAAGAGAGAGUUCCUUGGUUGGAUUCAUAUGUAGUUUGGAGUUUGACCUCAGUGAGAAUCUGUUUCUGUUGUUUUUCUUUUGUCUUCGUGAUGUUUGACGAACGUCCAGAAGUUCGAAUCUGUGAUGAACUCUGAAUCUUCUUCUUCUGCAUCAUUUCAUUUUCCUUCUUUCUGUGAAAUACUCCAAUCUACUGUGACCGAUUCCACUUUCCAGCAAAGUUCAGCUUCAGUUUGUCGUUGGGCCGGUUGUUGAUGAGCUGAUCGGACAGGAAGUGAUCUGUUGAAUCCACUCAUAAGUUUUUACUCUGAGCCGCGACAUCGUCAAACUUUGACUUUGUCCCUUUUUCCUGUGUUCCUGCUGUUUGAUCACAGGCUGCGGAGACAAGUGGACAUUUAUAUUAUUGAUAUCGUGUCCAUAACGUGACCGUACCCGUUUGUUUGGGUUCAACAUGGUGACAUGUGAAGUAGUAACUUGGUAAUAAAGCUGAUUUGUGUUCUUGAUUUAAAACGAGAAGCUUUUUAAAAGACGUAAUCGUGCAGUUCUGGUGUCAGUCGAAACUAAUCAUCAGCUCAGAUCUGAUUUCAGUUUCCUCCUGUUACUGAACACAAACGUUAAAAAUGUUGUAGACACAGGCGCAGGGCUCCCCAUGUGGCUGCAGGGGGCGCUGUUGCAGAGUGUUGCUUUAAAACAUGAAACAACCAAAUACAAAGUUUAUUUAUAGAGAGAAUGAAACGUCUCGAAUAUACAGAAGCAGAUUUUCGGCCAUGAAAAGAAAACAAGAAGUGAAGUUAGUCUUGAUUCAAAAAAUAAAGAUUCUCAUGCAACGUCUCAUUGUAUUAAAUUAGGAAGUGAACUGUUUAACUUGUUUUUAUCAUGACUGACUUUUCUUCUUGUCCAUCAGGCAGAAAACAGCUUCAAUACAAAGACUGAUAAAAACCAGAUUUCAUAGAGAAUCAGCAGCUUGCUCCUCUGUGUUGUUCUUAUCGCUGUGAGCAGGACGUGUUUCUGCCCUGAACUGUAGAUGUGAAGACUUUAAUGUUACAGAAGCUGUGAUAUAUGAAAUGAUCGAUGUUUCUCUUGCUCCUCCUCCUCGUCUCUGACUCCAGAGCUUGAAUGUGAUUGACAGGAGAGAGGCUGAAUGUACCUUUUCUGAAUCGCUGGUUAAAACAGAAGCUCCAUCUCUUUCAGUUUGAAUACAGAAGCUGAGGGAGUUCAAUUUGAGUCUCAAAGUCCGAGCACAGGAAAUAGAUUCUAGUUCAAAUGAUCAACUGGAGAUGAAAUUAUAAUGAAUAAUUAUAAAAAUGUGUCUAAAAGUUGAAUCUGUGCUCAGGAUCAAAUCAAACUCCAGCAGCUCGGUGGUUCGACUCCUGAAAUCCUCUCUCUCUCUUUCUCUGUGGACUGUACGUUUCUGUGUAAAUACUGAAUGUGAAUCUUCUGUGGUGUAGAACCAGUGUAAAGCACAGUCGGACACUCUGAUCACAGAAAAAGGUUUAUUUAAAAAUAAAGUUAUAUCCCUCUUUACUCA
This is a messenger RNA of Platichthys flesus (European flounder), 3439 nucleotides long. RefSeq names its product transmembrane protein 163a. The coding region runs from base 118 to 1011 and encodes 297 amino acids. Gene Ontology annotation, cellular component: synaptic vesicle membrane. The transcript is spliced from 8 exons. Lineage: Eukaryota; Metazoa; Chordata; Actinopteri; Pleuronectiformes; Pleuronectidae. Gene Ontology annotation, molecular function: zinc ion binding. The record is from RefSeq and is a predicted model, not a curated record.